Molecule: messenger RNA, 973 nt
Organism: Mercurialis annua (annual mercury)
Lineage: Eukaryota; Viridiplantae; Streptophyta; Magnoliopsida; Malpighiales; Euphorbiaceae
Exons: 6
Coding region: 93-947 (284 amino acids)
Biological process (GO): U6 snRNA 3'-end processing
Cellular component (GO): nucleus
Molecular function (GO): 3'-5'-RNA exonuclease activity
Source: RefSeq, a predicted model, not a curated record
UUGAGGUUAAUGGACUUGGGCCGGACACGAAAUGUCGUCGUUCUAACCAGAUGCUUGCUUAAUUCUUCGCCGUCUGAGAGACCUUAGGCAAAAUGGAAGCUCUGAUAGCCUCAUACGGCGACGUAUCAUCAGAUUCAGACUCCGAUUCUCCUCCUUCAACAGCGACAGCUAGGGUUCCUAAUCCGCCACCGGAGAUUACUACACCUUUGCCACCUCCACCUGUAUCACUUCUAGUGCCGCCUAAUUCUAUAGAUUACCUUCAAGCUUGCCAGCCAAAUCGUGUGAGGAGCUUUGAACAUGUUGAAGGCAACUACGCUUUACACGUGUACAUUCCAGUUCACAUACCAGCAACUUCAAAGAAAGAAAUUAUCUUAUUUUUGAAGAAGGUAUCCACACUUGUGCCUGGUCUUCAUGUUGUCGAUGUCGAUAUUCCACUUGAUACUCUGCGUAAAGAUGAUCGAAAGCUUGAACAAAUCGCGGUAGGAAGAGAGUUUCACAUUAGCUUGGGUAGAACUGUCCCGAUACGAGUGCAUCAGAUUGAUUCUGUUGUAUCUAUGCUUCGCCAACGACUUCAGUUGAAAAAGCCAUAUUGGAUUGAUUUUAGUAAGUGGGAGGUUUUUGUUAAUGAUGAGAAGACUCGCACUUUCCUUUCGUUAGAAGUUGUUACCGGAGGAUUAGCUGAGAUCACCAAGCAAAUUGAAUCAGUUAAUUUGGUGUAUAAGCUUCUUAAUCUUCCUGAGUUUUAUAAGGAUCCACGCCCACAUAUAUCAUUGGCUUGGGCAAUGGGGGACAUCAGUGAUUCCAUGAAGAGGGUCGUCAAAGAAGAAAUGAAUAAAUCAAGCAGUCGGGUUUCAUCACAAAAUCAUAUAUUUACUUGUAAAUUCAGUGGCAUUGAGUGUAAGAUUGGGAAUAAAACAUAUAAGAUAUGUAAAUUUCUUGAUGGUUAAUAAAAUAAAACCUUACACUUUUAAAA